AUGGCUUCGAUGCUACCUCUCUCAGCGCCAGCCCACCAACUCCUUUCCGAUGCCAGCGCCACAGAGUACCCCGGCCCCGACAGUGUCAGCGUCAAUGCCGGUGCCCCACGCUCAAUCCUUCGACGUCCUGAGAACUUGGCAGUGGGCGUCCAUUCGAUCUUAGACGCGGCCGCCACACCGUCGGCCAGACAUGCAAAACGACCACGCACCAACGUCACCGUCGCGUGCGACGGGUGCAAGCUGGCCCGGGCCAAAUGCGACGGCAAUCACCCCUGCAUGCGCUGCAUGAAGAAGGCCCUCUCCUGCAAAUACGACCAAGGCAACGACCGGCGCCAGAAUCGCGGGUCCAACGAAGAGGUCCAAGCCCUGACGGACCGACUGGGGCAGUAUCAGAAGUUCGUCUUCGCGCUGCGCAGCUCGCCCCUUGGAAGCGCCAGCUACGUGCUCUGGAGGUUACGCUCUGUCUCGACAGGGACCGAACCCCAGCCACGCGGCCACCAGGAGUCAUGUCCCUGCGUUGCUGAGGUUGCCGCGCUGGCGGCGGCCGUGGAGUUGCUCAACGACACCAAAUCCGGCGGUCGGCUAGUCUGUACGAGUCUAGAUGUGGACGAAACGGCCGCGUUGGUCGGCUGGAUCAAGCGAGAUAUGGAUAUGGAUGUGGAUUCCACUGUGGCACUCGCGCAACGACCGUCGCUAUCGCAGUCCCAACGCCAGCCCCAGUCACAGUUCCAACCCUAUAUCCAUUCCCAGCCGGAAGAGCGAUUGCCCAGCGAACACAAUCACAAUGGCACCGGAGCGAGGAGUCUGACCAAGAGCCAUUUUAGUGUCGAGGGACUAUUGUGUUAA
This is a messenger RNA of Cladophialophora yegresii CBS 114405, 846 nucleotides long. RefSeq lists its product as uncharacterized. The transcript has a single exon. Gene Ontology annotation, biological process: regulation of DNA-templated transcription. Bases 1 to 846 code for a protein of 281 amino acids. NCBI's taxonomy places the organism in Eukaryota, Fungi, Ascomycota, Eurotiomycetes, Chaetothyriales, Herpotrichiellaceae. Gene Ontology annotation, molecular function: DNA-binding transcription factor activity, RNA polymerase II-specific; zinc ion binding. The record is from RefSeq and is a predicted model, not a curated record.